UCGAUUGUUGUUUGGUCAAUAGUAUGUUUUUUCUUUUCGUUCGUUUGUUUUAACAAUAUUUAUUAUUGAGAUCGCGAAAAAUACUUUCAGUUCACGACUAUUAUAUACUAUUCUAUGGUUCACGAUGACCACACACGCGGACAUUGAGGCGCAAAUCCGUGAGAUUCAACAGCGAAAAAAGGAAGAGAAACAAAAGGAGGAUGACAGCGACGUGGGACUUGGGGCUUCCGGCUUCUUCGACCAAGACAUCUACAACGGUGGCGGGAAGUAUGAGGGCUACGUCACGUCAAUAGCCCCGAACGACGAGUAUGAUGAUGAAGACAUUGAUGAUCAACAGUACAGAAAUAAAAAACCAAUAACUGCACCAGCAGCAGCUCUUAAAGAAAUUGCACAGGCUAGAGAUGAUGAAGAUGACUAUGACCCAUUUGCAGAAAGAAAACGUCUUCAAAAAGCAACUUCAGACAAAGAUGAUGAUACUCGUCAAGUUCGUAGACCUAUGGUUAUAUCACCAGAACGUAUUGAUCCCUUUGCUGAAGGUGGUAAAACUCCAGACGUUGGUUCCCGAACUUAUUCUCAAAUUAUGCAAGAACAAAAGUUAAAAGGUGAAGAGAAUGAAGUACGGAAAACAAUUAUAGAUAAAGCUAAAGAUGGCAAUCUUAGAACUAAUGGAGAGGCUAAAGGCACAGUCAGAAAAAGAGGACGUUGGGAUCAAGUUGUACAAAAUGGUGACUCUUCUGGAGUACCUGCCAAGAAAAAAACUAAUUCUGCUCCUUGGGAAGAAACACCUAAGGGAGGCUUGUCACGUUGGGAUGAAACUCCUGGACCUACCAAAAUGGGAGCAGAAACUCCUGGUGCUACACCUGGUCAAAGUACUAGAAUGUGGGAUGCAACUCCAGGACAUACUACUCCUGCUACAGAAGCUGCAACCCCGGGUCGUGAUACUCCAGGUCAUAUAGGAGUAACACAAACAUCAGUUAGGAGAAACCGUUGGGAUGAAACUCCUAAAACAGAGAGAGCAACACCUGGGCAUAAUAGUGGAUGGGCUGAAACUCCUCGUACAGAUCGUGGGGGUGUUGAUUUAAUUCAAGAUACUCCAACACCAUCCGCAAGUAAAAGACGUUCUCGUUGGGAUGAAACCCCAUCUCAGAUGACCCCAUCUGCAACACCUGGUGGUCUUACACCUGGAGCAGCUACUCCAAAAGUAGGAGCUACACCAUCUGGAACUUCUAUGACUCCUACACCUGGUGGCAUGACUCCUGGUGCUACACCGAUGACACCAAUGGCACCUCGUACUCCUGUGCUUUCUAAUAGUGCUGCUACUCCAGUUGGACAUACCGCCAUGGGUAUGGCUACCCCAACUCCAGGUCAUUUGUUAUCUAUGACUCCUGAACAGCUGCAAGCUUAUAGAUGGGAGCGUGAAAUUGAUGAACGUAACCGUCCAUUAACAGAUGAUGAAUUAGAUGCUAUGUUUCCACCCGGGUAUAAAGUACUUCAACCACCUGCUGGAUAUAUACCUAUACGAACUCCAGCUCGUAAAUUAACUGCUACACCAACCCCAAUAGCUGGUACUCCAACAGGAUUUUUCAUGCAAGAAUCUGUUGAUCGUCCAACUAAGACCCAAAUAGUUGAUAAUCAACCGCCUGGUAAUCUUCCUAUGUUAAAACCUGAAGAUGCACAGUAUUUUGAUAAAUUAUUGAUGGAUGUUGAUGAAGAAAGUUUAACAUUAGAAGAACAAAAAGAAAGAAAAAUUAUGAAAUUGCUUUUAAAGAUUAAAAAUGGUACUCCACCAAUGAGAAAAGCUGCUUUGAGGCAAGUUACUGAUAAGGCUAGGGAAUUAGGUGCUGGUCCAUUAUUCAAUCAAAUACUGCCUUUACUUAUGUCACCUACUCUUGAAGAUCAAGAACGCCAUUUAUUAGUAAAAGUCAUUGAUCGAAUUUUAUACAAAUUAGAUGACUUAGUCAGACCAUAUGUUCAUAAGAUAUUGGUUGUUAUUGAACCACUCUUAAUUGAUGAAGAUUAUUAUGCUCGUGUUGAAGGCCGAGAAAUAAUUUCAAAUUUAGCCAAGGCAGCUGGAUUAGCUACUAUGAUAUCUACUAUGAGACCUGAUAUUGAUAAUAUUGAUGAGUAUGUUCGUAAUACUACAGCUCGAGCUUUUGCUGUAGUUGCUUCAGCAUUGGGAAUUCCAUCACUUUUGCCUUUCUUAAAAGCAGUGUGUAAGAGUAAGAAAUCUUGGCAAGCUCGUCAUACAGGUAUAAAAAUUGUUCAACAAAUUGCAAUCUUAAUGGGUUGUGCUAUUCUACCUCAUUUACGUUCUCUUGUGGAAAUAAUUGAACAUGGCUUGGUUGACGAGCAACAGAAAGUACGAACUAUUACUGCUCUAGCAAUAGCUGCGUUGGCUGAAGCUGCAACUCCUUAUGGUAUUGAAAGUUUUGAUUCUGUCCUUAAACCAUUGUGGAAGGGUAUUAGAACUCAUAGAGGAAAAGGUUUAGCUGCAUUUUUGAAAGCUAUAGGAUAUUUAAUACCUUUAAUGGAUGCUGAAUAUGCUAACUAUUAUACCAGAGAAGUAAUGUUGAUCUUGAUUCGAGAGUUUCAGUCUCCUGAUGAAGAAAUGAAAAAGAUUGUAUUAAAGGUAGUCAAACAAUGUUGUGGAACAGAUGGUGUUGAACCUCAAUACAUUCGUGAAGAUAUUUUACCUCAUUUCUUUAGACAUUUCUGGAAUCAUAGGAUGGCCCUAGAUAGACGAAAUUAUAGACAAUUAGUUGAUACCACAAUGGAAAUAGCUAAUAAAGUUGGAGCAUCUGAAAUUAUUAAUCGAAUAGUUGAUGAUUUAAAAGAUGAAAAUGAACAAUAUCGUAAAAUGGUUAUGGAAACUAUAGAAAAAACAAUUGGCAACUUAGGUGCAGCUGAUAUUGACUCCAGGCUUGAAGAACAGCUUAUUGAUGGUAUUCUUUAUGCUUUUCAGGAACAAACAAAUGAAGAUGUUAUUAUGUUAAAUGGAUUUGGUAUGAUUGUUAAUCAACUUGGUAGGCGUGUCAAACCAUACCUACCUCAGAUAUGUGGUACUAUUUUAUGGAGAUUGAAUAACAAAUCCGCUAAAAUUAGACAACAAGCUGCAGACUUGAUUGCUCGGAUAGCUUGUAUUAUGAAAAUUUGUCAAGAAGAAAAAUUGAUGGGACAUUUGGGUUUAGUGUUGUAUGAAUACUUGGGUGAAGAAUAUCCAGAAGUGUUGGGAAGCAUUUUAGGCGCAUUAAAAGGUAUUGUAAACGUGAUUGGAAUGACAAGAAUGACUCCGCCUAUCAAAGACUUGUUACCUCGGCUAACGCCAAUUUUGAAAAACAGACACGAGAAAGUUCAAGAGAAUUGUAUCGAUCUUGUUGGUCGUAUUGCUGAUCGAGGACCAGAGUAUGUACCAGCCAGGGAAUGGAUGCGAAUAUGCUUUGAACUUCUUGAGUUAUUAAAAGCGCAUAAAAAAGCAAUCAGGAGAGCUACAGUAAAUACUUUUGGUUAUAUUGCUAAAGCAAUUGGACCUCAUGAUGUAUUAGCUACACUUUUGAAUAAUUUAAAAGUACAAGAACGACAGAAUCGUGUUUGUACAACUGUGGCCAUUGCUAUAGUAGCUGAAACUUGUUCUCCAUUCACUGUGUUACCUGCCUUGAUGAAUGAAUAUCGUGUACCUGAAUUGAAUGUCCAAAAUGGUGUUCUUAAAUCUUUAUCAUUUUUGUUUCAAUACAUUGGUGAAAUGGGCAAAGAUUAUAUUUAUGCCGUCACUCCACUUUUAGAAGAUGCUUUGAUGGACAGAGAUUUAGUACAUAGACAAACAGCAUGUGCAGCAAUCAAACAUAUGGCUCUAGGAGUCUUUGGUUUUGGUUGUGAAGAUGCGUUAAUCCAUUUAUUAAACUAUGUUUGGCCUAAUAUUUUUGAAACAUCUCCUCAUUUGGUUCAAGCUUUUAUGGAAGCUGUUGAAGGCUUGAGAGUGGCUCUUGGCCCUAUUAAAAUUUUACAAUAUACACUUCAAGGAUUAUUUCACCCAGCUCGUAAAGUUCGUGAUGUUUACUGGAAGAUAUAUAAUUCAUUAUAUAUAAGUGCCCAAGAUGCUUUAGUUGCGGGAUACCCUCAUAUAGAAAAUGAUGUAAAGAAUCAAUAUGUACGAUAUGAACUUAUGUAUACGUUAUAAUCAUGUCGGAUUUAUAUUUUAUUAAUAAUUUUUUUUGUGUGUAAAUAUUCUAUUAAAUUGUAAUGUGU
Molecule: messenger RNA, 4242 nt
Organism: Sipha flava (yellow sugarcane aphid)
Lineage: Eukaryota; Metazoa; Arthropoda; Insecta; Hemiptera; Aphididae
Gene: Sf3b1
Product: splicing factor 3B subunit 1
Exons: 17
Coding region: 125-4174 (1349 amino acids)
Biological process (GO): spliceosomal complex assembly
Cellular component (GO): U2-type prespliceosome; U12-type spliceosomal complex; catalytic step 2 spliceosome
Molecular function (GO): mRNA binding
Source: RefSeq, a predicted model, not a curated record